GUUCUGGUGACUGUUACUCAUCAACAACAACCGCUCUUCCGCUGGCUUCCAUCUCCUUCCUCAUCGUCAUCUACAACACCCAUCACCAAGAACAACAACACAGCUUUCCGCGGUUCAGAGACCACGAUGCAGACAUCAGAGACUGGGUCGGACACAGGUUCGACUGUGACUUUACAGGCAUCUGUGGCUGGCCAGGCAGCAGUGCCCACACAGGUAGUACAGCAGGUACCGGUUCAGCAACAGGUACAGCAAGUACAGACUGUGCAACAGGUACAGCAUGUCUACCCAGCCCAGGUUCAGUAUGUAGAGGGAAGUGACACAGUCUACACAAAUGGAACUAUUCGAACAACUUACCCUUAUACGGAAACCCAGAUGUAUAGCCAAAACACUGGGGGAAAUUACUUCGAUACUCAAGGAAGUUCUGCACAGGCAACUACAGUGGUCUCCUCUCAUAGUAUGGUGGGCACCGGAGGGAUUCAGAUGGGUGUUGCAGGAGGACAGCUCAUUAGCAGCUCAGGAGGGACCUAUCUUAUUGGCAAUUCCAUGGAAAAUUCUGGUCAUUCAGUGACUCAUACAACACGGGCCUCCCCAGCUACAAUUGAAAUGGCGAUUGAGACACUACAAAAGUCUGAUGGUCUUUCUACUCACAGAAGCUCUCUUCUCAACAGUCAUCUCCAAUGGCUUUUAGACAACUAUGAAACUGCAGAAGGAGUGAGUCUCCCCAGAAGUACCCUUUACAACCAUUAUUUACGUCAUUGUCAGGAGCACAAGUUAGAUCCAGUCAAUGCUGCCUCCUUUGGAAAACUCAUACGGUCAAUCUUCAUGGGAUUACGGACCAGAAGACUGGGAACCAGGGGGAACUCCAAAUACCAUUAUUAUGGGAUUCGUGUCAAACCAGAUUCUCCCCUUAAUCGGCUACAAGAGGACAUGCAAUAUAUGGCUAUGAGACAGCAACCCAUGCAGCAGAAACAGAGAUACAAGCCUGUGCAGAAAGUGGAUGGAGUUGCAGAUGGUUUCGCAGGAAGUGGUCAACAGGCAGGCACAUCUGCUGAACAAACGAUAAUUGCCCAAAGUCAACAUCAUCAGCAGUUUUUAGAUGCAUCUCGAGUACUUCCAGAGUUUGGAGAAGUAGAAAUAUCUUCUCUGCCAGAUGGUACUACCCUUGAGGACAUAAAAUCACUGCAAAGUCUUUAUCGAGAGCACUGUGAGGCAAUAGUGGAUGUUGUUGUGAAUCUUCAGUUUAGCCUGAUAGAAAAAUUGUGGCAAACUUUCUGGCGCUAUUCUCCUGCUGCUCCAGCUGGUGACACAGCUAUUAUUGAAUUGAGCAAUCUGAGUGAAAUAGAAAGUCGACUUCCAAAAGGAAAACUGAUUAUUCUGUGCAAAAACGAGGCUAUUCUGAAAUGGAUGGGUAAUUGUGACCAUGUGAUGUACCAGGCUUUGGUGGAGAUUCUCAUUCCUGAUGUCCUUAGACCUAUUCCUAGUGCCUUGACUCAAGCCAUUCGCAAUUUUGCAAAAAGCCUUGAGGGUUGGCUUUCCACUGCCAUGAACAAUAUUCCACAGAGAAUGAUACAAACCAAGGUUGCUGCUGUAAGUGCCUUUGCCCAGACUUUGAGAAGAUACACAUCUCUUAAUCACCUGGCUCAGGCAGCUCGGGCUGUGCUUCAAAACACUUCUCAGAUCAACCAGAUGCUCAGUGAUCUCAACCGUGUUGAUUUUGCCAAUGUACAGGAACAGGCUUCCUGGGUGUGUCAGUGUGAUGACAAUAUGGUUCAAAGACUAGAAACAGAUUUCAAGGUGACUCUUCAGCAGCAGAGCACUCUGGAGCAGUGGGCUGCCUGGCUUGAUAAUGUAAUGAUGCAAGCAUUGAAACCGUAUGAAGGAAGACCCAGCUUUCCUAAAGCAGCACGGCAAUUUCUUUUAAAAUGGUCUUUCUACAGCUCAAUGGUGAUUCGAGAUUUAACCUUACGCAGUGCUGCUAGCUUUGGCUCUUUUCAUCUGAUCCGCUUGCUUUAUGAUGAGUACAUGUUUUACUUAGUAGAACAUCGUGUUGCUCAGGCAACAGGAGAGACACCUAUCGCAGUUAUGGGAGAGUUUGGUGAUUUAAAUUCUAUAUCCCCUGGAAAUAUGGAUAAAGAUGAUGGCAGUGAAGUUGAAAGUGAAAUAGAAGAAGAGCUGAAUGAAAAUGGAGAGCCACAAGCCAAGAGGGAGAAAACAGAACUAAACCAGGCAUUUCAGGUGGGCUGCAUGCAGCAGCCAAUGCUUGAGAGUGGAGUAGAGCAGAGCCUCCUGAACCCGCUUCAUAAUGAGCACAUUGUUACAAAUUCUCAGACUAUCAGACAGUGCAGCGCUACUGGAAAUACAUAUACUGCAGUGUAA
Molecule: messenger RNA, 2376 nt
Organism: Strigops habroptila (Kakapo)
Lineage: Eukaryota; Metazoa; Chordata; Aves; Psittaciformes; Psittacidae
Product: transcription factor RFX3-like
Exons: 17
Coding region: 127-2376 (749 amino acids)
Biological process (GO): regulation of transcription by RNA polymerase II
Cellular component (GO): nucleus
Molecular function (GO): RNA polymerase II cis-regulatory region sequence-specific DNA binding; DNA-binding transcription factor activity, RNA polymerase II-specific
Source: RefSeq, a predicted model, not a curated record